Molecule: messenger RNA, 741 nt
Organism: Osmerus eperlanus (European smelt)
Lineage: Eukaryota; Metazoa; Chordata; Actinopteri; Osmeriformes; Osmeridae
Product: N-alpha-acetyltransferase 80
Exons: 3
Coding region: 1-741 (246 amino acids)
Biological process (GO): protein acetylation
Cellular component (GO): cytoplasm
Molecular function (GO): acetyl-CoA binding; N-acetyltransferase activity
Source: RefSeq, a predicted model, not a curated record
AUGUUAGCCAGGUGUGAGGAUGAGGAGGGUUCUAGGGUCAGGGCCAUCCCCCUCCACCAACGCCCGGACCUGCUCGUGGCGUGCGCCGACCUGGUGAACGCCGAGUGGCAGAGGAGUCGCUCCGCCCGCCUCCACGCCCUCCGGAAGUCCUGCCCGGGUUUCCCCGUCUGUCUAGUGCUGGUCCGGGGGGGCGAGGCGCUGGUGGGCCACGCCCGGAUCUCCCGCGUGGUCGGACGCAGCGACAGCCUCUUUGUGGAGUCAGUGGUGGUGUCAAAGGCGGAGCGUGGGAGGGGCUACGGCCGGACGCUGAUGGAGGAGACGGAGGUGUACGCCCGGGGUCUUGGGUUCAAGCGCCUGUGUCUGACCACGCACGACAAGCAGCACUUCUACGCCCACCUGGGUUACCGCCUGUCAGCCCCGGUGCAGAACGCAGGCGCCAUGACCAGCUUCGUUUCCAUGGAGGUUCUGCAGAGAUUGUCCAGAGGGGUAGGGGGUGAGACGCACAGCCAGGGGGAGGGGAACCAGGACCUGAAACCUGGAACGCUCGUGACCGACUCGGCUCCGCCUCCACCUCUCCCUCCUCCGCCUCCCGUUGGCCUUCCAACUCCCCCUCCUCCAUACGUCCCCCCUCCUCCUCCUCCUCCCCGGUUGCCAAGGCAACAGGUGGUCCAGACCCUGGAGGAAACCCCCUACAGAGACGCUAAAGGAAUGCCCAUCUUCUGGAUGCACAAGGACAUCUGA